CCCGAUCUCCAAUAACUCUUCCUCUUGCCAAAUAUCCCAAAACCCCAAGGCCUCUCUCUCUCUCUCUCUCCUUCUGACUUCCUUAUUCACUGGUUUCCCCCAGUUUCUGCAACUUUGGACUCUCGCAAGUCGCAACACCCGCAACGAGCGAGACAGGAUUAUUUCAUUAUCUAGGUAUAUAAAUUAUCUAGACAUGAUUUUGGAGCAAGCAGAGAGUUCUCAGGGCCGUAGCCAUUGCAUCCCGGAUAGUGCCAAUUCUCUGGAUGAGGUUGUUUCUGCAUUAAUGGAAGCUGAACUUGAGGGAAUUAAACUAAUCUUUGCUAUUGACUUUACAAGGAGCAACCUAUGGACAGGAAUGAAUUCAUUCAAUCGGAGAAGCCUCCAUGAAAUUGGUAGCAUACCUAACCCAUAUGAGCAAGCUAUAUCUAUAAUUGGCCGCACAUUGGCUCCUUUUGUUAUGGACAAUUUCAUAUAUUGUUUUGGAUUCGGCGAUGCAUCAACACAAGGGAAGGAUAUCUUCAACUUCUUUCCUGAUGGACGACCUUGUCAUGGUAUUGAUGAGGCUCUUGGAAGAUACAAAGAGAUUGUUGCUUCUUUAGAAUUGUCAGCUCCAACCUCUUUUGCACCAAUUAUUGAUGCAUCAACUGAUAUAGUGGAGAGAAGCAAUGGGCAAUAUCACGUCCUAAUCAUCUUUUCUGAUGGGCAGGUCACGAGGGAGAAUAAUUUACAAGAUGGAGAGUUAAGUCCGCAGGAAAAAGCAACUAUAAAUUCUAUAGUUGAAGCUAGCCAAUAUCCUCUCUCAAUUAUUUUGGUUGGUGUGGGCGAUGGGCCAUGGCAAGCAAUGCAACAAAUUAUUCAUAACAUUCCUGAAUAUCGGCCAUUUGAUAACUUUGAGUUUGUCGAGUUCACAAAGAUAAUGUCUGAGCAAAAGAAUGAAGCCGCCUUUGCAUUGGCUGCCCUCAAGGAAAUUCCAUCUCAGUAUAAAGUGACGCAAAAACUCAUGAUUGUGGAAAGUGGAAGAGAGGAGCCACGCACAAAGCCAAUUCCUCCCCCUCCAAGUGAAGAGACCGAGUGUGCCACGACCAUGGUGGAGGUCUGCCCCAUAUGCUUUAUAAACCCAAGGGACAUGGCAUUUGGAUGUGGUCAUCUGACUUGCAAGGAAUGCGGCGUAGACUUACAAUUUUGCCCUCUAUGCCGUCAGCCAAUAACGGGGCGCCUGAGGUUAUAUCCCUGAGAAAUUUGUCUCUUCAGCUGCUGGAUGCUUGGAAACUCGUUUGUGAAAUAAAAAUUACAAAGGAAUUUGUAUAAUUCUGAUUUGUAUCUUUUCAAAAAUUUGAGCAUUAUAUUUGGGUCCGUCUGAUUGUCAAAGACUAUGUGACAAAACCAGAGCUGUAACUGACUUGGUUUUUUGUGUGGUUGUAGGUAACUUUUGGGUUACAUGGUUCUUUUGAACUGAAAAAGU
Macadamia integrifolia is the source of this 1462-nucleotide messenger RNA. Its product is annotated as E3 ubiquitin-protein ligase RGLG3-like. The transcript has 12 exons. The record is from RefSeq and is a predicted model, not a curated record. The coding region runs from base 194 to 1234 and encodes 346 amino acids. Lineage: Eukaryota; Viridiplantae; Streptophyta; Magnoliopsida; Proteales; Proteaceae.